CUCAUAUCUAGGAUAUCUCUUUGACGUGCUCCAUGUUAUAUCAUUAAUUUUACUACUAUAAUCUUUAGUAGUUUGCGACCUAAAGUUGACAAUCUCUAUAAUCAUAACAAUGACACGCCGAACGACUGCAUUCGUGAGCAAACGGCCACACCACAAGUCGAGAGGAGGUUGCCUGAUAUGUAAACGCAAAAGAAUAAAGUGUGAUGAGGCGCAACCACAAUGUGGCUACUGCGCACUACGCAAACUCGAGUGCAUUUACUCCCUAGAGAUGAAGCGACAAACAGCUUGUGUAUCCCCCAAAAUCUCAAGCACGGCCUUAUAUCAGGCCACAACUCAAGACGAGGAACUCGGGUCCCCUUUUCUCCAAACUCCAACAUGGCUCAUUCCAGCCGCAAUGUCCUCCGCCGGACAACUUACUAAAGCCGAUCUCGAGCUCCUGUACCAUUACAAGACCGUCACGUGGAAAUCAAUUACCGUUCGUAAAGAAGAAAUCAUCCACAAGAUCAAUCGGGACAUGCUUCCACAAAUGGGAAUGUCCCAUUCCUACCUCCUCUUCGCUUUACUUGGCAUCACAGCCGCACAGCUCAAUCAAGUCAGUCCGUCUAUCCAAAACGAGAACUUAAUGACAUUUUACCGCCACAAAACGUUAACAGCAUACAACCGUACGAUCCAAAACAUCACCACUAAUAAUUAUGAGUCACUUCUCCUAACAUCAAUGCUAUUACAAGUCUUGGUCCCACAUCCUGAUGCUACUGCGAACGAUGACGAGAUGUUUAAGUGGGUAUCUCUAUUCCUCUCCAUGACCCAAGGUCUCCGAAUCCUAGCAAGUCUGAAAUGGUCCUCCGGCAUCGAAAAACUCUCCGUCUUCCCUAUUUUCCGACGAGAGCUAUGGACUCUACCUCCACCACCACUCACCAACACCCCUCCAGACUCGAGAACGUACACACCCACAGACACUGAACUCGGCCAAACGCCCGAAUACCCAAACCCUCCUGCCCCCUGGGGUAGACCACACUCCGGGCAACACCCCGCCCCCGCUUUCCUUCCACCGCCGCUCCUCACGCUCCUCCACUCCCUCGUCGAUCCACCAACUCCACUUCCCUCGUCCCCACUCGACCUUCACCCCCCAAUCAUCCUCCCCAUGCUCCACGCACUCUCCCCCAUAUUCCUCUCCCUCUACCACUUUCACAUCACACCAGACGUCUACGUCCGCAUCGUCGUCUUCCCGACCUUCAUGCCUCCGGAAUUUAUCUCCCUCGUGAAAGCGCGUGAACCCCGCGCUCUAGUUAUCAUAGCGUGGUGGUUUGCGUUUGUGAGAUUAGUGCCAAACAUGUGGUGGAUGAAAGACUUGAUUCCGAGACUGUUACAGGCGGUGAGUAAUGAGGUCGUGAGGAGUAAUCAACGGGUGUUGGUGGGUGCGGUGGAGGACGCGUAUAGGGUUGUUAGGUUGACGGAGAAGAGGGGACGGGAGGUUGGGGCCAGGGGGGUUUUUGAGGGGUGGGAGGGCGUGUGCUGGGAUGAUGGAGGUAUGGGAGGGGUUUUUGAGGAGAAGUAG
Lindgomyces ingoldianus is the source of this 1555-nucleotide messenger RNA. RefSeq lists its product as uncharacterized. Gene Ontology annotation, molecular function: zinc ion binding; DNA-binding transcription activator activity, RNA polymerase II-specific. The transcript is spliced from 3 exons. Gene Ontology annotation, biological process: regulation of transcription by RNA polymerase II. The record is from RefSeq and is a predicted model, not a curated record. NCBI's taxonomy places the organism in Eukaryota, Fungi, Ascomycota, Dothideomycetes, Pleosporales, Lindgomycetaceae. Bases 110 to 1555 code for a protein of 481 amino acids.